AUGUUUGCGUGCAUGUCCUUUGUUGUGGGUAUCUAUAUCCAGAAGUACCAAGAGACAUUACUAUUUCUGCGGAAAUGGAGAGAUUUUAGUUCGUCACUUGUGGCUGCACUAGGCGGGAAGAGCGGCCAGAAGCUCCUUGGCCCUGUAUCUCAUCUCCUAGUACCACUAGAUUCUCGUCCUGUCUCGGUCGUUCUAGAAUUUCUUGACUACAGUAUUGGAUGGUUUCAGCACAUCGUCGCAGAUCAUGCCAUACCAUUGCAGCGGGGAACAUCUCUUAUUGAUUCGGAUCGAACUCGAGGCAUCCAAACUGGAAAAGCGGAGGCUCUGAACCGCCGGUGCUAA
Messenger RNA from Penicillium soppii, 342 nucleotides. RefSeq lists its product as uncharacterized. The transcript has 2 exons. The record is from RefSeq and is a predicted model, not a curated record. Lineage: Eukaryota; Fungi; Ascomycota; Eurotiomycetes; Eurotiales; Aspergillaceae. The coding region runs from base 1 to 342 and encodes 113 amino acids.